AGAGCAGGACGGAAGUAGGUACGUGGCUGCUUCAGCUGACAUUCUGCACGAUGGCGACAGAGGUUCAGAGCGGCGACCUCAACAGUGCAAAUUCAAGCCGGCUCGAAGUUUCUAUCGACGGUUUGACUUUAAGCCCAGACUCCGAAGGCGAGCAGGAGCAGGCCGAGACGCCCGAUGGCCAGUCGGCGGAGCAGAGCCACGAAAACCCUGAGCAGAGUGUCGAUGGGGAGGAGGGCGAACCUACCAGCAGCGCUAAUAUCGAGAGGAAAUGGGGCUUUGCUUUAGUCGAGCUCUAUGGGCUGGCGCUCAGAUUCUUUAAAGAGAAAGAUGGGAAAGCCUUCCACCCGACCUAUAAGGAUAAACUCCGUCUGGUAGCCCUCCACAAACAGGUGUUACAGGGCCCUUACAACCCAGAUGCUUCCCCUGAAGUGGGCUUCUUCGAUGUGUUGGGAAACGACCGCAGGAAAGAAUGGGCAUCUUUGGGAAACAUGGAGAAGGAGGAGUCCAUGCUGGAGUUUGUAAGGCUGCUGAAUAAAUGCUGCAAUUUAUUUGCACCUUUUGUUGCAUCACACAAGAUUGAAAAGGAGGAGCAAGAAAGAAAGAGGAGGGAGGAAGAGGAGCAGCGGCGCAGAGAGGAAGAGGAGUAUGAGCGAUUGCGGCAGGAGGAGGAGAGACGCAGACGUGAGGAAGAGGAAAGGCUGAGGAGAGAAGAAGAGGAGAGAAGACAAAUUGAGGAGGAGCGACUUCGUAUAGAGCAGCAGAAGCAGCAGAUCAUGGCAGCACUGAAUGCGCAGACAGCGAUUCAGUUCCAGCAGUACGCAGCGCAGCAGUAUCCUGAUAGUCCUGAACAGCAGCUCAUCCUCAUCCGGCAGCUGCAGGAGCAGCACUAUCAGCAGUACAUGCAGCAGCUCUACCAGGUGCAGCUCGCUCAGCAGCAGGCCGCUUUGCAGAAGCAGCAGGAGGAUGCUAUAGUCUUGUCUACAUUAGAGGCCAGUGAGGUGUCAGCACCUUGUGGAGAAGAGGUUCCUACAUUGAAUGGCCAGGCAGAGUCCACUACUGAUAGCAUAGAGAGAGACCAGGACCUGGAGCCUGCAGACGAGGUCACUGAAAAUGGACCCACUGACUCUCCUCCUGUAAUAGCUGCCCCCUCCAUGUGGACCCGGCCACAGAUAAAAGACUUUAAAGUUAAGAUCCGGCAGGAUGUGGACUCUGUGAUCACUGUGGGACGGGGGGAAGUGGUGACUGUCCGGGUCCCAACACACGAGGAGGGCUCCUAUCUCUUCUGGGAGUUUGCCACCGACUAUUACGACAUUGGCUUUGGGGUCUUCUUUGAAUGGACUGACUCUACAAAUGCUUCAGUCAGCGUGCACGUCAGCGAGUCUAGUGACGAAGAAGAGGAGGAAGAAGGUGAAGCCCAGUCUGAGGAAGAGAAGGCCAAGAAGGAGUCUGGGAAACCGCAGGUGGAUGAGAUCGUGCCGGUCUACCGGCGGGACUGUCAUGAAGAGGUGUAUGCUGGGAGUCACCAGUAUCCCGGCCGUGGUAUAUACUUACUCAAGUUCGACAACUCCUACUCGCUCUGGAGGUCUAAAACCGUCUACUACAGAGUUUAUUACACCAGAUAAGCCUGUCAAGACUGCAGGACAGGGACGUGUGUGUAUGUUGAAAGGAAGUUGAAAAGAUCAAAAUAAGGACAUUUACAAGAAGUCCACUACUGGGGGAGGGACAAAGAGAUUUAAAAUGAAUGCUUGUAUGUAUGUAUGUAUGUAUGUAUGAAUGAAUGUAUGUAUGUAUGUAUGUAUGGAUGUGUGUGUGUGUGUGUGUGUGUGUAUGCAAAAUUUAUGAGUGUGUCUGUCAUGCUGUUUGAGUCCAGGAGGAUUGAGCCUCUGUUUUGCACUCUAAAAGAUUUUGUGCUUGAUAUCACUGUCCUUAAACUCAGCGUGACUAACUUCAUCUUCUAAUUUCAUCCAAAGAGGUGCAGGACAAUUGCGUGUAUACUGAUUAAAGCAACCUAUGAUUAGAGAACAGGCAACGGAGUAAACACUAACACCUUUCUCCUGGAGGACUCCCUCAUUUAGGUCAACGCUGAGUAAUUCAGCCAAUGGCAUGCUUCUGUACAUUUUUCUCCCCCAAAUCAGGAUGCAGGACCGCAGUGUGGGAUCAAAGAAACGGAACGGACUUUUCUAACAAAGGAUCUGGAGGCCUUUAACGAAUGGAGAUUUUCUUUUUCUUUUUUUUUCUAAACAAGAUGGAUUGUGUCUAAAACAUUUAAUAUUUAUUAAUCUCUGUGCUAGAGUAGGGUCAUGUAUGUGUCUGUCAGUCUUCUAACAUUUAUCUUGUCUCUUCAUCGUUGGAUUCUACGCUUCCACAGAGCCCCUCACUUUUAUUUUUUCCUAUUUCGUUUGUAGUCUUCGUUUGUAGUCUUUCGUUUGUAGAAGUAUUGACUUUUAACCUGCACCGCUAAUAGUUUGCGAUACCCUUGCCUUUCAGUUGCGUCGUUUCUUUGCUUCAUGCAUGCAGUUACAAACAGCCAUGAAAGAACUUGCGUUUCUAUUUCUCACACUUGGUUCUUCACUUCAGUAACAAGCAUCUCUCAUCGUCCAUUAUAUUAAUAAAGAAGUGUUUGUAUAGCCGAUUGAUACUAACUAUCAAAGUCAUUUACGUUUGCUGAUUAACAUGUUCUGUUAUUUAUUGGACUGUUCAGUGCAUUGAAGAAUAUAACUGAAAAUUUUGCGGACUGUAUUUUUUAGUUUUUUUUUUUUUUGCUUCGGAGAUAUCUGCUAAGCCACUCUGGAUUUGUCACUGGCUGUGUCGUCGAGUGAAAUGUGUCGCGUUUAUGAUUGUACGUCAAAGACUGCUAUCCGACUGUGAUUAAACGUUGUCCAUGUAUAUACGGAUGCUGUUACACUGUGUUCACUUGAUGAAUAAAGAAAGCAGUGCGUUCGGGAGUUUCAGAGCUGAUGAUGAUGAUGAUGAUUCAGUGUUCAUGGAGAAACAGUCAUGCUAAAGCUGUCCAAAGACUACAUCCAUGUCACAUGUACAGUCGAUUGCUUACAGAAGUUUCUGUGUUGUGUGUUUGCUUUGUUUUUCACAUUUUGUAAUGCUGAUUUCGGGCCUUUUGUAUAGUGAAGUGUAACAUCAGGCGGACAGCUUUUUGGGGAAAAAAUGCAAGAAGCCGUUGGAUGGUUCAUCUGAAAAAUUAUCUUCAUAUUUAAAGUGGAAAAGCCAGUGAUUUGUCAGAGCGUAAAGGCAUGAAGUGUUUUUGUAUUGGUUUCGCUAGUGUGAUCUGAUGUGUAUGCAUUCGAGGGUGAGUGUCUUGAAGCGUAUAUUUGAUUAAACUUGCGUUCCUCUCUGUA
Danio rerio (zebrafish) is the source of this 3353-nucleotide messenger RNA. It is a transcript of the gene acbd3, whose product is annotated as acyl-Coenzyme A binding domain containing 3. The record is from RefSeq and is marked validated. Gene Ontology annotation, cellular component: mitochondrion; Golgi membrane; bounding membrane of organelle. NCBI's taxonomy places the organism in Eukaryota, Metazoa, Chordata, Actinopteri, Cypriniformes, Danionidae. Gene Ontology annotation, molecular function: fatty-acyl-CoA binding.